Messenger RNA from Penicillium riverlandense, 726 nucleotides. RefSeq lists its product as uncharacterized. The coding region runs from base 1 to 726 and encodes 241 amino acids. Lineage: Eukaryota; Fungi; Ascomycota; Eurotiomycetes; Eurotiales; Aspergillaceae. The record is from RefSeq and is a predicted model, not a curated record. The transcript is spliced from 2 exons.
AUGGCAAAACUCGUCGCUGCACUAUCACUCUUUUCCAUUGCCCAUGGACUCAAUCAAACUUCAGAGCAAUCUGUGCCUGUAGAGGGCGGUUGCUCUGUGCUUCCCACCUACCAUCCAAGCAACCGCACAGCUGGUCCAUUCCGACUCAGGGCCGCAGAUUGUGACCUUGCAGAUGCAUCGCGGGGCUCCUGCAGCUUCCUGCGCUCUCCGAGCAGCAUCAAUGUCUACACCACGGGCGAGCCCGAAGAUGGUGGUGUUCAGGAAAUCAAGUCCGGCGAAGUCACAUUCGUAGACAAUUACGGAAAGGGAUUUUAUCCCGGCUGGAUUCGUUGUGUUGACCCAGCCGCUGAUGCGCCUCAGGGUGCUCUCCCGACCUUCCAGAUCAAGGUACCCACCACGAUCGGCGUCGACCCGAUGCCUGAGGAAUGGAAGACCAUCCGAGUAGUCAACAACGAGAACUCGGCGCGUAUGGUAUGGGGUGCAUCCGACGAUACCCCGACUCUGCCACUCCAGAUGUAUCAUGACUAUAGUUGGGGCAACAAAAUUGCAGGCAUCAAUGUCGGUGCCCACAACUUCACCCGCUGGGCUGUCGAGAGGUCUGGACAUGCGGCUAGCCUCCCGGCUCACAAGGAGUAUGCCUCUGUUCGCCUUCUGCAAAAGGAUUCUGAGGUCUACCGCAAGGAUGACGAGUUUACAACCCUACUCCGUAUCGAAGGAACCGAGUAA